Molecule: messenger RNA, 291 nt
Organism: Amphimedon queenslandica
Lineage: Eukaryota; Metazoa; Porifera; Demospongiae; Haplosclerida; Niphatidae
Product: xenotropic and polytropic retrovirus receptor 1 homolog
Exons: 3
Source: RefSeq, a predicted model, not a curated record
AUUUUGUUUAAGGUCAACUCUCUUUUUGCUCAAUUUUGUCUUUUAGCUCAUGAAAGAUGAAGUUCUCUCACAUUCUAUUCUCUCAUCUAACCCCCGAGUGGAGGGCACACUACAUAGAUUAUGAUGCUUUAAAAGUUUUAGUUUACAAGAUGGUCUCUCAGGAUUGGACCAAGAAAGACGAAGACGAUCUUGAUCAACUCAUUCCUCCAGUUGAUGAAGACAAACAGACUGAGUUCUUUGAUGAGAUACAGCGACAACUGGACGGAGUCAACUCAUUUUAUAGAGGUACAU